Molecule: messenger RNA, 3778 nt
Organism: Gigantopelta aegis
Lineage: Eukaryota; Metazoa; Mollusca; Gastropoda; Neomphalida; Peltospiridae
Exons: 13
Coding region: 87-2597 (836 amino acids)
Source: RefSeq, a predicted model, not a curated record
UCCAGACGAUGGCGGCUUGAUUUGAAGUAAAUAUUUUGACAAGUCAAAACACGUACACUAUUAAAAUAUCGUUUGGAUGGACGAAUAUGGUGUUAGAAAGUAAACGACAAGGCGUUUGUCGGGAUAACCCAUUUGCCGAAGAGCCAAAUGCGAAAGCAUUUUACUACCCAAGCAGACACCGGAAACUGAAUCGAAAAGAAGAAAAGGUUGUCCUUAGCCCGAAUAAAUCUCAAACGGAGUCCGAAUUGAAUUCAGUGGAUCAGCUUUUCCUGAGAGGCACUAAUAUAUUAUUGGAUGAGACGGCGGACGUACGGGAAUCACAGGGUUUGGACGAGUCCUGGCCGAGUACAGAAAGACCGUCUAGCUGCGGUUUUUUAGAUGAUCAUUUUGUAUCAUCGAGACCCGAUCUGGCGGAAGAAAGCUUUCUACAUGAAGAUAAACUGCGACCAUUGAACCCUCUUCGAAAACAAGAACAAUUAAGAACUGAUCUCAGCUCCAGCACAUACGUUGGAAAAUCUGUUUUACAAAGGUACAUAGACCGGUUUCGACAUGGCACUCCAAUGAGUCGAGAGGACAGAAGGCAGCAUGAGAGGUCAGAGUUGAAGGAGUUCUGGUGGCUCAGCUCGUCUCCCCCAACACCCAGCGAUGCGUCCACGCCUAGAGAUGAUGUAAAUGGGAGGACAAAAAAAUUCACAGGAUUUUCCAAGGAUGAAGAUAAAAAGAUAGAGAGAAGAAUGCUCAUGAAUGAUUUUGAGGAUGAGACAACGGCGGAAGUGCAGGAAAAAGCAGACAGACUUCUCGAACUCAGUGAGUGCAGCCUCGGUUCUUCUGGACCUGCCAUCAGUACGGAAGGGCUCGGCAGUUCGACCUCCAGUGACGUGUACAGUGUGAGAGACUACCACAGUCGCCUACCAGUUACCAGCGGUGACCUACCGAGCACUCGCUAUCGGCUGCCAGACUCUCGCAAGGGAAUGCCAGCGACUGAGAGUGCAAAUAAAGCCAGGAAAUCCAUUAAGCCAGUUAUUCCGUCCAGGACAACGGGCCCUGAAGAGGACAUUUUAUAUCGAUGGAGGCUGCAGAGGAAAUUAGAGCUAGCCAGACAGGGGCUACCCACAUUAUACGUAGCCAAAGAAAGGAAGGACGAAGAUAGUAAAUUAAAAGAGUUUCGUCAAAGACUUUCGAAAUCUCUGUUGCCGUCUGCAGAGGCACCACAUCCCGGCAAGGUGACCUUCACCCCGAGACCGGAAAGCCAUGGCAGAACGUCCCAGCAGGUCGAAGUCCAAACCCAAACAAGUGAAAGCACAAAUUUGGCAGACAGUCAUUGUUACGACCAACCUGCUUUAGUAUCCAGGCCAGUCGUAGCCAGCCCAGCGACAUCGAGAGGAAAACCUCACGCAGUCACUGUAGACCCUCACCUUCACUUCAUGUGCGAUCUCUUACCGUGUUCCCAUCAACAUGAAUUAGCUGGUAAUACUGGACACAGAACCGAGCAGACAGUUCGGAUUAACUCCGAUUUAAAUUCGUCCAAUUCAGAGUGUGACAGUGAUACACAUGGUACCAGGUAUAAGCAGUACUUGCAGGCAGAGAAACCGGACAGUGAAAAUAAAAAACGAUCUCGUUCAGAAACUCUUAGACACAGGUCCGAAAAUUUUGUGGAAGGGCCGGAUGGUGUAGAGUCAGCCAGUGAAAAUAAAAAACGAUCUAGUAUAAAAGUUCGUCAAGACAGUUCUGAAGAUCUUGUGGAAGUGUCAUCAGAUGGUGUAGAGGCAGAAAGUGAAGAUAAAAAACGAUCUCGUACAAAAAUUCGUAAAGACAAUCGCAACAAUUUUGCGGACAGUAGAGAGAGUGGUGAACAAGCUAGACAUAAUCAUUAUAAAGAUGACGAAACUCGUAAAUCAAGGGCUGGUCGUGUCAGAAGUAGUGGACUUGAUGCACGCGACACUGGUCUCAAAAAAGGUCGAGAUAAACGUAAUGGUAAAGAAAUUCAUUCAGACUCUCGUCAUCGUGUUCAAGAUGAAUCCACUUCGAAGCCGUCCGCUAAAGUGGGGCGGGGUUCGUCUGGUGCAGGUUUUUCCGAUGUCUCGAACGGCGACAGAAACGCGAAUGCGACACAAGACAUGGAUGAUGAGAAGGAAUCGGAAACAAUGGACAGAGUGUUGGUUUCGAGUCAGAUCUCCGACGUUGUGGCCGACAGCAUGGUGACAGAGUCGUGUGAUGAGCUGACUCUGCCAAAGAUUCGUAUGUCCAGCAGUCCUCAGAUAAGAGCAGCAAGAUUGAAUUCGGCCAUCGGACAGGUUGUGCAGGAUCAUCUGUUCAGUCGAUCGGAACUGACCGUCGUGUCCAGUGUGGACAGCUGGACGUCACUGACCGAUCACAGACAACGCAGUGGGGAACGUUGUGAAGAUGAAACACUUGACACAGCUAUGACCGCAGAGAAACCUGCACUAGACACUGGCACCACCUGUGAUCGGUAUGAAUCGGACGAGGAGUUCCCUGACGACAAUCUACUGCAGAUUCUCCGCAGACAGAGAGUUCACUUUGAAGACAAACUCAGAAAUAUCGACUCCCUUCUAGCACAAGCUUCUCUGAAUAGAUGAGAUUCUACAUAACAAAGAGAAACAAGCCUGUUCUAGAAUAGUUUACAGGGGACAAUUUGCGAGAGCAGGGAGAAAUAAUUAUUUUUUAUAUACUCACCAUACAUAAAUUAACAUUUUUAAUUAAGAUAUAUAUGGGUAGAUGUAGAUCCAUGGGAAGAGGCCAAGGGGUGUGUGUGUGUGUGCCCCCCCCCCCUUUUUUGCAGAGGUCAAAAUAAAUACUAAAAGUGUUUUCAAAUCCCACUUACUGUGUUCAGUACCCCCUCUAUCACAAACCCUUGGAUCUGUACCUGAUGUAUAUGUGGAAAAGAUAUGACAGACAAACUAGGAAUAAAUUUUAUACAAUAAAAUAAUUUGUCCCCCUUCCAGUGAUGUAUUAUGGAACAGCCCUUAUCUGAAUGCAUGCUGGGACAUUUUUGUAGCAGUCUUGGUAGUCUGUUAUUAUUAUAUAUAUAUAUUUUUAAACCCACUACUCCUUUCCUUUCUCUCCUUUGACUUCCAUCUCAUUUCUUCCCAAUCUGGCAACAACUCCUAUCUUUCAACUUCUUUCGCUGACCACCUUCACAUCCCAGUCCUUGUCCCUCCAGCUACAACAGGUGCUUGUCUCUUGUAGCUAUCUUUGCCACACCUGUCAUUUCCCAUCAGCUUUUAGUUGUGGGCUUAGUCUGUGAUUAUUGGUAUGGUAAUCUGUAGAUUUUAGUUUAACACAUGUAACUUUAUUCAACAUUGCUAUGCUCCCUUCUAGAGCCUUCACGAGUCCAAAAUAUUGGGACUUGAAUACUCGAGGGUCAAACUCGACCCGAACACUAGAUGAUAAUGAGACUAAGGAAUAAAGUAAAAUAGUAUUAUGUAUCUUAAUUCCAGCACUGAACAUGGAUGCCAAAUCAUUCCAUUGCAUUUAGAAACCGGUUGAUAUGUUCAGUGUUGUGAAGGACGGACAGCCAGUUUAAAAAGAGAAACUAGCGCAAGAUCAUAUAAUUAUUAUGUAACUUAUAUCUAUCAUUAUGUACUGCUGGGUGGGGCAGGGUUAUUUCAAGCAACAUGAUGCUGAUACAUCGUAGGGUUUGGAAAACUAGGAUAGUCAAGAUGCUUCCUGUUCUGUCUGAAAUUAUAUAUUUAAUUAAUACAUGUAUAUAUAUUUCAAUAUAUUGUUAACUUUAACAAAUAAAUUUAUAUUUAUAUCA